GUCUCGCCGGCCUCCCUCCUCCACACCCCGCCAACCCCUACCCCGCACCCCGCACCCGCCCGCCCAGGAGAGGAAACGGUCUGGCGACCGCCAAACUCGACCCAGACUUGGGAGCUGAGGCGCCAGAAAGAGGCUGAUCGCCACCCCGGCUGUGUACUGCGGGAGUCCGGUCAGCACCGCCUUGAGCCAAGGGCAGGCGGUUCCCACCGGCUGAUUCCCAGGGCCUGGCUGUGGCCUGAGGCUUCAACUGUCCACGCAGAAAGGAGCAGUACUCCUCCCCCGGCGCCAAGUAGAUCUACAUAACCAUGUCUUCCAUUAAGACUGAAUGUGUUUUGCUGGAGAAAUGCUGGUGUGGGGAAUCUCCUGUGUGGGAGGAAGCAACUAAUUCUCUACUCUUUGUGGAUAUUCCUGCAAAAAAGGUUUUCCGAUGGGAUCCGCUUAGCAAGCAAGUGCAGCGAAUGAGCGUGGAUGCCUCAGUCAGCUCUGUGGCCCUGCGCCAGUCAGGAGGCUAUGUCGCCACCAUUGGUACAAAGUUCUGUGCUUUGAACUGGGAAGAUCAGACAGUGGUCACCCUGGCCACUGUAGAUAAAGACAAGAAAAACAAUCGAUUCAAUGAUGGAAAGGUGGACCCCACUGGGAGAUACAUUGCUGGCACCAUGGCUGAGGAAACGGCCCCUGCAGUUCUGGAACGUCACCAAGGAUCUCUGUAUUCCCUCUUUCCUGACCAUCAUGUAGAAAAAUACUUUGACCAGGUGGAUAUCUCCAAUGGCUUGGACUGGUCUCUAGACCACAAGAACUUCUACUACAUCGAUAGCCUGUCCUACUCUGUGGAUGUCUUUGACUAUGACCUGCAGACUGGAAAGAUCACCAACCGCAGAAGCAUGUACACGAUGGAGAAAGAAGAACAAAUUCCAGAUGGGAUGUGCAUUGAUAUUGAGGGGAAGCUGUGGGUGGCCUGUUACAAUGGAGGAAGAGUGAUUCGUUUAGAUCCGGAGACAGGGAAAAGACUCCAAACUGUGAAAUUGCCUGUGGAUAAAACAACGUCAUGCUGCUUUGGAGGGAAGGAUUACUCUGAAUUGUAUGUGACCACAGCCAGAGAUGGAAUGGCCCCUGAGGGUCUUGUAAAACAACCAGAAGCUGGUGGAAUUUUUAAGAUAACUGGCCUAGGAGUCAAAGGGAUCCCUCCCCAAGCCUAUGCAGGUUAAAUAACAGGUCUUUCUUACUGAAAAACAGAAAUUCUUACUGGGAAUAUCUGAAAGCAAUUAGAAAAUUUUGGCUCUGAAAUUUCAAUCUAAUUAAAAAGAAUGAAACAAUGUUAUGAUUACAUGAGAUUAGACUUUUAUUUACAAUUUUCAAAGGUAUGGGAAUUGUAUAAUUGUCAACCGGUCUCUUGAUUCUUUGCAAAUUGCUGUUCUUUAUUCUGUGUCCCAUUUUAUUAUACCUAAUGCUUAAAAAACAAUAAAUAGAAGCAGUUCAUGA
This is a messenger RNA of Sorex fumeus (smoky shrew), 1479 nucleotides long. RefSeq names its product regucalcin (gene RGN). Gene Ontology annotation, molecular function: calcium ion binding; enzyme regulator activity; gluconolactonase activity. The record is from RefSeq and is a predicted model, not a curated record. Gene Ontology annotation, biological process: L-ascorbic acid biosynthetic process. The transcript has 7 exons. NCBI's taxonomy places the organism in Eukaryota, Metazoa, Chordata, Mammalia, Eulipotyphla, Soricidae. The coding region runs from base 306 to 1205 and encodes 299 amino acids.